AUGGUGCGUGUGUUCACGCUGAUGACAGUGACAGUGGUGGUGCUUGGCUGCUGCGGGUGCGUGGGCACCAGCACAUCAAGCCACGCCACCGCUGCGCCUGCGUUUGGCCACGGCAUGCUGGAACACUUUCAACUGCAAGAAGGCUUUCUGAACUUGAACCAUGGUAGCUUCGGUGCGACGCCCAAGUCCGUGCGUGCCUACCAGGAACAGCUGACCACCCAAAUGGAAGCACGCCCCGACGAUUGGUUCAGAGGCGGAUACCAGCGGUUGCUGGAUGCAACACGCGCACAGCUGGCGGCGUACGUCAGUGCAAACGCAGACGACGUCGUGUUCGUGGAGAACGCCAGCUCGGGCGUCAAUGCCGUACUGCGCUCCUUCCCGCUCACCGCUAAUGAUACCGUCGCCUUCCUCUCCUGCGCCUACCCGAUGGUCACCAACACGGCCGAGGUGCUUGGCAGAGCCGGACGCGCACGCGUGCGCAAGAUCCCAGUGCAGUUCCCCGUCAAGUCCGCAGAGGAGGUGGUGCAGCUGCUGGACAACGCCCUGCGCCAGCAGCCCAACAGCAUUCCCACCAUCCUCUCCAUCUCCCACAUUGUCAGCACGCCUGCGGUCAUCCUGCCCAUCGUGGAGAUGACCAAGGUGGCCAAGGCGCACGGCGUCAAGCACGUGCUUAUCGACGGGGCACACGCCCUCGGCAACAUCCCCAUCAACAUCACGCAGCUUGCCGCCGUCGGCGUGGACUUCUACGUUAGCAACGGCCACAAGUGGCUGUACACGCCCAAGGGAUCUGCCUUCCUGUGGACGCGGCCCAGCCUGCAACGCAACACCAUCCCCACCGUCGUCUCCUCAGACUUUGGCUUCCACGAUUACAUGCGUGACUUCCUCUACACGGGCACGCGCGACUACACGCCCUUUGCCAGCGUGACGGCCGGCUUUGCGUUUCGCAAGAACAUUGGCGGCGACGCUGCCGUGCGUGAGUACAUGACCAACCUCGCGCGCUGGGCGACAGACUACCUUGUCGGCCGCUGGGGCACGGAAGCUGCGGCGCCGCACAGCAUGGUCAGUGCCAUGGCCACCGUCCGCUUGCCCACCACAGAUGCCGCCCUCGCACAGGGCCUGACGCCUUGGCUCAUCGAGAACCACGACGUGCAGAUUGUCGUGUUCCGCAUGACACGCAACCCAGACUGCACGUGCGGCACUGCCACCGCUGGCACCGCUGGCGCUGGUCGUGGUAGUCGUGGUGAUGUUCGUGGUGGUGCUGGUAGUGAUGGCGAUGCGGCAGUGAUAGCGUGUGACCGCUGGAUCAACCCAGAUCACCUCGGUUCCACGGUGUCGUUCCUGACGGGCUAUGGUGGCGGUAGCAGCAGCAGUGCGCAGGAGGACGGCAACGCCGGCAACCAAGACGGGUGUUCGGCUGACCCUGACCAGGACACGUGGUGGGUGCGCCUGUCUGCACAGGUGUACAUUGAGCAGGCCGACUUUGUGCGCUUGGCGGAUCUUGUUGACGCUUACCUUGCGCAGCAGCUGUGA
Molecule: messenger RNA, 1530 nt
Organism: Salpingoeca rosetta
Lineage: Eukaryota; Choanoflagellata; Craspedida; Salpingoecidae
Exons: 3
Coding region: 1-1530 (509 amino acids)
Source: RefSeq, a predicted model, not a curated record